Molecule: messenger RNA, 782 nt
Organism: Vigna angularis (adzuki bean)
Lineage: Eukaryota; Viridiplantae; Streptophyta; Magnoliopsida; Fabales; Fabaceae
Product: glycolipid transfer protein 2
Exons: 6
Coding region: 36-701 (221 amino acids)
Biological process (GO): intermembrane lipid transfer; ceramide transport
Cellular component (GO): membrane; cytoplasm; cytosol
Molecular function (GO): ceramide 1-phosphate transfer activity; ceramide 1-phosphate binding
Source: RefSeq, a predicted model, not a curated record
GUAGAGGGUAUAGAGGAAGAAGGAAUCAACUAAAAAUGAAGAGCACAAGGAGAGAAAUGGAGAAGAGAUCAGAGAUUGGUUCUGCCAUUGAAGAACUUUCCAUGAUGGUCAUAGUUAAACCUGGUGAAAAGCAUGAGUCUGCUCAUAUCCCCACCAAGCCUUUUGUUUCUGUUUGCUAUUUGGUGCUGCAAGUUCUUGAUAAGAUAGGACCGACAAUGGCUGUUCUGAGACAAGACGUGUACCAGAAUAUUAAGACACUGGAACUGAUGCAUGAGUCAAAUACCUCAGUGAACUCGAAUUUGGUCGAGAUAUUGAAGUCAGAAGCGAAAGAAGGCAAUGCAAGAAAAGGGUCUAGCUGCAGUAAGGCCCUGGUUUGGCUCACUAGGACCCUGGAUUUCACCUCAUCAUUAUUACAGACACUAGCAAAAGACCCUGAAAAGAGAAUGGAGCAAGUAGUUGAGGAGGCUUAUGAAUUAACCUUAAAACCGUGGCAUGGAUGGAUUUCAUCAGCUGCUUUCAGAGUGGCUCUAAGACUGGUACCAGAGAGUAAAACAUUUGUUAAUAUUCUUAGAACUGAUGAGGAAAACUAUGACACCCUGAAGGAGAAAAUGCAGAUGUUGGUUUCUCUGUUUGUUCCUUUUCUUGAGGAUAUCCAUUGUAUUCUAAGAUUGUAUAACUUGGACAAGAUAAAGUCAACCUGAAGUCAGAGAGAGAAUAACUAAUGCUGUGUUUGGUGUAUUCUCGCUUUCUAAAGAGAAAUUAUCAAUGGUUUGAUUGAGACA